UGAGAGUUGUGCGUUUCAAGCCUCGCUGUGGAUUUGUAUCCUUUAUUUGAUUGGUUAAGAUUGUUGCGAGAUGCGACUUGCCUACCAAUUGAGCAGCUUGGAUUGUAUGCCGCCGUGACUCCGCCCUCCUUGGCAGCGUGUCAUGCUACUGGCUGCCUGACACCGGCCUCUGCUCCGGUAGACAUGGCGGAGGUCAGGCUGAGGUUGUUGCAGAGAAGUGCUCAGUUUCCGAUAAUAGAAGAUGUUAUCCUGGGUGGCCGGGCUCGGGAGGCUGUGCUGGCUCCAUUCUGUGCAGGUAACAGAGAGACAGCUGAAUGCAGCCAUAGAAAGCGAACAUUGUGGCCCUAUGUUCUCAGGGGCCAGUAUAGGUGUGUGCCAGGUGACAUGCCACAGUUUGCCACACCGGGGGUCCGCUUCUACAGUCAGGGGAGUGGCCCCAGAGCAUCCUUCCACCAGGCUGGGGGUCGCCACCGCGGGUAUAACAAUGGAUCGGUGCAGUCGGAGGCGCCGAUGUACACGUCCCGCACCGGAUACUACGACAUUCUGGAGAUUUCCGGCAACGCCACACAGGCCCAGAUCAAGACCGCCUACUACAAGCAGUCCUUCCGCUUCCAUCCGGACCGCAACGCCGGCAACGAGGCCGCCAGCAGGCGCUUUGGCCAGGUGACGGAGGCCUACCAUGUCCUAGGCAGCACCAGCCUGAGGAAGAAGUAUGACCGCGGCAUCCUGAGCCUGGAGGAUGUCCGCACCGCCAGGAAGCCCAGCGGGAAGAGCCCAUCACGUAAAGAGGCCGCUGGCCCCAGACAGGCGUCUAGUGCCUCGUCCACCUUCACCCCAUCCAAGCAAAUGUUUGACUUUGACGCGUUUUACCAGGCGCACUACGGAGAGCAGUUGGCGAGGGAGAAACUCUGGAAGGAAAGACGGGAACAGAUUGCGAAGGAGAGGAAGGAGAAGAACAUAGGAUCAGAGCUGAACAAGACACAUGAACUGAUUGUCGUGUUCAUAGUCCUACCGACCCUCUUGUUGUACUUCUUAUUCAAGGGCUGACCACGGCCUGCCACGUUCACCACGCCAACGAUGCCUCUAUCGGAGUUGUUUGAAGCCCGCAGCCAAAGGUUUAUGGAUACUGGUGCUUGUUUGGGUGUCGUUAAAUACGUCUGAUUAGAAAUUGCUUUGGAGCCCAAUAAGUGUCUGAGGGGAACGUCCUCUCUUCAUAUCUGCUCAUAGCGGCCAAUCUGACUUUCCUUGUCUGUCUUCUAGUGCAGAUUGAAGAAUGAAACAAAGAUUCUGAUUGGUUAAUUUGGAAGACAGAGACAGUCCUUCUCUGACCCUGAUAAAGAAGGCUAAAUGUGAAAUCGUAACAGAAAGCCAAUCAAAUGCCAUAAUUGUCCUUUCCUCAUGCCUCA
This is a messenger RNA of Rana temporaria (common frog), 1406 nucleotides long. RefSeq names its product DnaJ heat shock protein family (Hsp40) member C30 (gene DNAJC30). The record is from RefSeq and is a predicted model, not a curated record. Lineage: Eukaryota; Metazoa; Chordata; Amphibia; Anura; Ranidae. The coding region runs from base 184 to 1047 and encodes 287 amino acids. The transcript has a single exon.